AUGUCCAGUAACAACGUCACCAUCGCACUCGAACUUGGUGACGGUUCUCAUGUUCCAUUUGAACUCAGUAGUCGCAUGCGUAGGCGAUGUUUCGUAUUGAGCGCGAUACCCCCAGGUGCUAUACUGCGAGGUGUGCAAUUCGAGCCUUUCCGAGCUGUGAUGAACUACCUGGACAGCGGAGAGUGCCCCCCAAUCUUCACAGGUCUGGCCGAGGGCAACGCAUCCCUGCUUCUCUUCGCUCAAACGUGGGUGCUAGCGGCGCAACUUGGUCUAACUGGAUUGCAGAAUGAUCUCAUGACGAUGAUGAUCGGCAUUCAUGCCAACAUCGUCGACGGAAGAGGUGCAGACUUAGACUUCCAGUAUACUACCGACGAGUCCCUCCUCGAAGCUUUUCAACAUCUUCGAGACCAGAUCGGACGCAACAGUCAUGCCGAAAACUUCCUCAUAUGCUUUGCUGGUAGGACAGCACCUUCGAUCAGCGAACUAGAACGAAACCUCGAUACUACGAAGACUGACCCUGCUAUUCGAAAUGAGAUAUUGGCGGAAGCACGAUCCUUUAGUCCAGAUCCCAUCAAGAAUCAGCCAGAGGUGUUCUUUGUUAACGACAGGAUGCCUCCUUCAUACCCACAACUUGAGAUACAGCCAAACAAAACAGGUUUAGGUAAUGGACGUUGGACGUCUGCUCACACAACACAUCCGAUCGAUGUAAACGACGCCGAUAGACCACAACUGACCAAGACUUUUGGAGAGUUCGGUAAUGGUACACAAAAGCACUCCUCAAAGAUCCCUAAGCACAAAUAUCAUGUAGGCCAUCUCAGAUCUCCAGAUUCUACUCACACGCUACUACAUAGCUCGUUCUCCAACCAGCCAGAUGAGGCUUGUGAUCCCGGAGUGCGCAUACAUGUGGGCGACCCCGAUGACCCAAAUCUGUCGUAUCCUUCACAGGGUGUGGAAAAUCACAAUGGUGACCUUAGUGCUUCCACUGUAGACCAUGAUGGCGUGUUGCACUUGGAUCGACCUCUAUCAUUACCAUUGCCAUCGGCCCUACCGCCGCUUUCCUCACCAUCACCACCAUCGGCAUCCCUGCAAUGCCCACGCCCGCCUGUGUCCUCACACACCCACUUAUCAUCUCACCGAUCCUUUGUUGGUUCCCAAGAUCGAGGACUCAAGGCGCCGUGCGUCAUCCAGGUCUACCAGUAUAACAACAAGGCGCACGACAACGCGUAUCGCAUCCAGAACGAGAGCGAAAGUACUGUAGCAGCCCAAGUACAGGGCCGUGGUAAAGGCGGAGUUAGGACUGUACGAGCAGUAGCAAAUAGUGGUAGACAAAGCCAAAAGCUAAUCAGGCAAAGGAAAGGGAGACGAUACAAAUGGUUCUCCCUCUUGACUUGUGGUAGUAAGCACUACUAG
Molecule: messenger RNA, 1410 nt
Organism: Alternaria postmessia
Lineage: Eukaryota; Fungi; Ascomycota; Dothideomycetes; Pleosporales; Pleosporaceae
Exons: 1
Coding region: 1-1410 (469 amino acids)
Source: RefSeq, a predicted model, not a curated record